GGCCUCGCCGCUUUAGGGCUCCAUACGAGUUAUGCAUGCCAAGCCAUCGUCCUUCGCUUGUACGUGAGAAACGGCGAGGAAUCGGCAGGCCCAUCCAAUCAAGAGCUAUUCCACCCCACAGUGACACCUUCCCGCAUGACAAUGUUCUGGAAUAGGCAUGCCUAAUGCAGGAACCAAGCAGGAACAGUGUCUGAAACCCAUUUUGGUUUUUCCACACCCGUUGUUUUUAUCUUUGGUGCGAGAAAAAGUAUCCAAGACGUCAGAUAUCGUUGCUGUCGUUGGACCACGGCCAUGUUCUGGAAGUCAAAGUUACCGGAUCCGACGACGCUCAAGUAGCUUGUCCCAAACCAGUGCCUGGCACCACGACUCACUGUGGCCUCACGAUCCAACAUGUGGCCUGUUGCGACUCCACUUGCCACAAAGCCGGUGCCGGGGAACAUGGCCGGGUUUCCCUUCGUCUCAGCGUCGUCGAGUCCCUGCAUCAGAUCGACUUCUUCCUCUUGUUGAAACUAAGUCGACGUCAAUCACGGGAUGGCAGGUCGACUCUGCUCUGGCCGACCCCACCAGAUUUCCACAGAGUCAAAUGCUUUCAAACUUUGCUGCCCUGAGUCGACGGAUAUCGAUUACUCGUGCUCGCUGCAUCACGAAGCCGCUCGUCCAGCAUCUUGCCACUUUGAAUAACAAUUGAUGCAAUUCCAUCUUGCCUCCGAGGCAAACAGCAUGCCGGCGUGUGCAGUGGCAGUUUUACUUUUUUCCACCAUCGCACCUGUCCCAAGCACGACCUGAUAGCACAUGUCGCGCGGGAUGAUGCCAUUUGUCGGUGACGGGUUUCGGGUGACAAUUCCUCUGACUGUGAUUGUGCCUCUCGGUUUCCACAUUCGCAAAUCGCAACUGUGAGAUCCGCGUUGGAAGUCGCCGCACAGACA
Molecule: messenger RNA, 926 nt
Organism: Westerdykella ornata
Lineage: Eukaryota; Fungi; Ascomycota; Dothideomycetes; Pleosporales; Sporormiaceae
Exons: 1
Coding region: 158-688 (176 amino acids)
Source: RefSeq, a predicted model, not a curated record